Drosophila mojavensis is the source of this 2682-nucleotide messenger RNA. RefSeq names its product protein goliath (gene gol). The record is from RefSeq and is a predicted model, not a curated record. The coding region runs from base 376 to 1827 and encodes 483 amino acids. Lineage: Eukaryota; Metazoa; Arthropoda; Insecta; Diptera; Drosophilidae. The transcript has 7 exons.
UAUCUGUGUGUGGCACAAAACAGCUGUUGGUGCAACAACAACAAUAACAACCACAACUACAACUACAACAACAAAAUCUCGCUGGCAGACGCAAAAACGAGAAACAGCAAUAAAAAUUUGAUAUAAAUUUCAUUUCAAUUAAGUUUUAUGCUAACGAGCAGAUGAAUUUCUAAGCUUAACGCAGCGUGGAGGAAAAUAAAAGAGGAAAAUAAAACUGUGUAGUUAAACGACUUUGGUUAGCAUCGCAGUUGCAGGAGCAAAUGUUGCACACAAUUUAGAGAUACGGAACGAUUGGGAACCGGAUAGAGCUGUUAGCUGAAAAAUAAAAGAAAACAAAUCAAGAACACAAGGAAUAAAUAGAUCUCCGGCCCGGCUAUGUACUGCCAGGAAAUGCUGCUGCUGGCAUGCCUACUGCUGCUGUUGGGGGGCCAGCCGCACUUGACCUCGACCACGACGACAACCACUUUGGUGGCGGCCAUGACGAUUGCCAACCAGGACCUGGAGCGAUAUUUUCGACCGGCGAAUGCGACGCACUCGUACACCAGCAUAGGCGAGGAGCGCCUCACCAUGGACUUCUACAACUUCGCCUUCCUCAAUUGGUCCUAUGUGGACAGCCAGAAUAUAAUCAGGGAAAUUGAGUUUUCGGAGGAGAAGGCGCGCUACGGCGAGGGCCGAGUGCUCAAUGUGACGGGUCGUCUGAUACACAUUAGCACUGCUGAUGACAUUAGCGACGAUUUCGCGUGCACACCCUAUAUACGCGGCACCCUGGGCAUGCCCCUGCCCGAGAAGGGCGUGUCAUGGAUAGCGCUGGUGCGACGUGGCCGUUGCACCUUCGAGGAUAAGGUGAAGCAUGUGCAUCAAUACAACGCCGCGGGGGUAAUAAUCUACAAUGAUAAGCAGGUUAUGCAGCUGGAGAAAAUGCAGAUCAAAAACAAGAAUCGUAAUAUUGCCGCAGUGAUAACGUAUCAAGCGAUUGGACUCGAACUAGCCAGCACUGUUGAUAAGGGAAUAAAUGUAACGAUUUCCAUAAUUGAAGGACGACGGGGCGUGCGAUCUGUCAGCAGCUUAAAUCGCACCUCGGUUCUGUUUGUGUCGAUAUCGUUUAUUGUGCUGAUGAUUAUUUCGUUAGUAUGGCUUAUCUUUUACUACAUACAGAGAUUCCGUUACAUGCAAGCAAAGGAUCAGCAAUCGCGCAAUCUUUGCUCAGUGACAAAGAAGGCCAUUAUGAAAAUUCCAACUAAGACGGGCAAGAUGACCGAUGAGAAGGACAUGGACAGCGAUUGUUGUGCCAUAUGCAUUGAGUCCUACAAGCCCGCUGAUAUAAUACGCAUACUGCCCUGCAAGCACGAGUUCCACAAGAACUGCAUCGAUCCGUGGCUGAUUGAGCAUCGCACCUGCCCCAUGUGCAAGCUGGAUGUGCUCAAGUUCUACGGCUAUGUGGUGGGUGACCAAAUCUAUCAAACGCCCAGUCCACAGCACAAUGCGCCAUCCGCAGCCGCAGCCACAGCAGCCGCAGCAGCAGCAGCACCUGGUGGUGCAGGUGCAGGUGUUGCUGCUGCCGCUGGGCCAGGUGCCGGCGAGGAGGGGCUGCCCGUCAUUGUGGUGGCCCUGCCACCGCACAACAUCAGUAGCUUUAAUCCUAGUGCUAUCAGCUAUCACCAGCGUAGUCCUAGUAGUAGUUACCAACCACAACUGCAACAUCAGCAGUUGCAACAACAACAACAACAGCCACUGGGCGGGUCAGUUGAGCGCGGCAGACGGAACUCGGCACCGGCGACAAUGCCGCAAAUGAUUUGCACUGCCAGUCGCCAGGUGACCGACGUAUAAGUCGCCUGACCCAACUGAUCUAUAAGUAACCCUCGUAUCUAUAUAGUUACGUAUAAACCUACAUAUACUUGCAUAUUUAAAUUUUUAAAUUCUACAUUCGACGUGCUGCGUACUUACCAUGUAAAUAUGCGUGCUUCGACUGCUUGCCCAACAAGCGGUUGCAAGCAGUGCGAAGCAGUGCACACAGUGUACUUAAUCGCUGAACAGAAAGCAGAGCGGAUAAACUACGCUAACCACUCCAACUGGAGAGUGCAACAUCCCUAAUUAGAUAAUGUAAUUGCUCUAAUCAGCGAAGUCUGUAGACACAGAACUGAAGAUCCACGCACAUUAAAUACAGAAAACAGAAACAAAAACAAAAACAAAGAAAUGCGAAAAGAAAACACGAAACUUAUGCAGAGUUCUAUAAGUUCUAUAUUUAAGUUAUAAAUUUAAGCGUACCAAUUGUCGAUAUAAAAACAAACCGGAAAACCGAAAGCCGAAAACCGAAAAACAAAUUACGCGAGAGAAAAGCAAACAGAAAUAUUUACGAGUACUACAAUAACUACUAUAACUAAUAACUAUUUCUAACUAUGUAUAUGUAUUAUUAUGAAUCAUAAAACGUGUAGCCGUAGUAGCUGUAAUAUUCGAUGCAACAUCAUUUGUAGCAAAAUCAGCGCCUGUUUUGCUAGUCAAUAAUACUACGCACACACACACACACACACACACACAGACACGCAUACACAUACCUACAUACAAGACUCAUAAACACACACACACACACACUUUAAGAUAAUGUCGAAGGUGCCAAAGUAUUUGCUUUUAGCUUUAGUUGUUCAAAUUGAAUAAAUGUACCGCUAGUUAUAUUAUUUAUUUUAA